Molecule: messenger RNA, 2833 nt
Organism: Bombina bombina (fire-bellied toad)
Lineage: Eukaryota; Metazoa; Chordata; Amphibia; Anura; Bombinatoridae
Gene: SH2D5
Product: SH2 domain containing 5
Exons: 10
Coding region: 373-1641 (422 amino acids)
Cellular component (GO): postsynaptic density
Source: RefSeq, a predicted model, not a curated record
UAUUACAGCCUUGAGAAGAUUCAUAGGAGACUAGAAAUCCCCUGUGCACUCUGAUUAUGCUGGACAGUACAUUGUAUAGCUGUAUUACAUGACCGGCUAAAAAGGUGUAUCUCUGAGAUGAAAUCGCCCCUAGGUAGCUGUCUGCAUUGUCCAAUGACAAAUCCAACCCUGUCUGGAGGAGCCCCUCACCAGGUGAUGUAGUGUCCUACAGGUACCUCCCACUUGGGCGUGUAGUACCCUAGAGGCGCUUCCAGGCUCAGUCUGCACACACAGGUGAGGGAAGGAUUCUCAAGAAGCCACAAACACUGUACAGGAGGGAAACUGAGAAUCAAACUGGGGCUGGAACUGCACAGUGCAAAUUUCUCUAUCACCAUGAGAAGGAAACCUGAAGACCAGAAAACCACAUGUGGUGCCAGACACAGAGUAAUAACCAAAUUUGCAGAGUAUGUUGGGUCAUUUCCUGUGAAGGAAGUUGAUUGGAGGAGAAGAGUUUGGAUAAUAGAAGAACAGAUGCGCUUCUUGAAGGACUGUUGCAGGCGGAGAGCAGUAGUCCUGAAGUUCUGCCUACAGGGAGUGAAGAUGUAUGAUGCACAGGAAGAGAAGCUGCUUAUGGCUCACGCGCUCAGACGGAUUCAGUACACUACCUGCCGACCUGAAGACUACCAGUUUGCUUUUGUGUCCCGUAACCCACAUGGAUCAGCACAUCAGCUGUUCUGCCACUUGUUUGUUGGCAGUCAGCCCAGUGAGGCUCAGGGUUUAAACCUAUUGCUGUGCCGUUCCUUCCAGCUUCAGUAUCUGACCAUGCACCCAGAGGCAGCGGAUCCUGAGGUGCCCAUGCAGGGAAUCACCGCAAAACCCCAGAGAAAAUGUGCAGGAGCUGCAGUGGCAAGGAAGCCAUUAGACCCUGAGGAAGUUUCUCAAAGUGUCAAUGCCUUGGUGUCAUUCAGACGGGUUCCGGCAUCCAGCGAGGAUGGGCUCUCCAAUAACCAGAUGGAAGACUCUGACAAUUUAAGCAUUCCCAGAAAACAACUAUUGGGAAAUCCCUACUGUUCUCCAACACUGGUUCGUAAAAAGGCCAUUCGCAGCAAAGUACUUCGUUCCGGAGCCUAUCGAUGUCCCAAUUACGAGGCCCAACUCCAGAAAGCUUUAGAUGAAACAAAUAAAACAGACCCUCAGACUCACAUUGCCGCUGUGGAGCUCUCAGAGAGAUUGGAACUUUUGUUGAAUACAGUUUGGUUUUAUGCAGGGAUCGGAAGGGAUUUUGGACUCACAUUGCUGAAAGAAGACAGAGUGGGGGCUUUCCUCUUCUGUGCAGAUGCAGGCUGUGAGGGUCAGUGGACCUUGUUCAUGAGAACACAGUGUGGAGUCAUCCCAUACAAGGUCCACAGAACUCAGGAGGGUAGAUACUGCUUUGAGCACCUUCCAGAAGAAUUUGCCAGCUUGGCUUCCUUGGUGGAGCACCACACUAAUGCCGAAAGUUGCCCGUUUUACCAAUUGGCUCAUGGUCGCGUUAAUCCUUGCUACGAGGAGCUGGAACCCAGCACCAACAGUAAAAGUGAACCAGCCUUCUGUCCAGGCCAACACGAAAGCAAUGUGAACUUGGGAGAAGCAUUCCAUGUAGAAGAGUAUGUCGCAGACUAAGUAACUCAAGCAAAAUGCUGGAACAACAUUAAAAGACUUUCAUGCAGGAUGUCACUCACAGAUGUCAGCGAUAUGGGACAUUUGCAUAAAUGUUUUGUAGAUGAUCCAUGUAUAUAUACCAUCUGGGAGUGUUUUUGUAAAAAUGUAUAGUUUUGCUUAUAUUUAAAUAACAUUGUGCUGAUUAGAAGACUCCUAACCAAGCCCCAAAGUUUUAGAUGUAUACAGACUCCUGGUUGUGUAAUGGGUCUUUUCAUAUGCAGGGGAAGGGGGGGGGGGGUCUACUCUUCCUGCUUUCUCAGCCCUUUCAGUGGGUGUCCCAACCUAGCCUCAUCAACAGUGCUUAAACUUGGAGCCGUUAACUAAGUUUUACAAAUGUUUUAUACUGGAUUUUUAUAUCAGUAUCUGUACAUCUUCUUCUUUGUAGUAGAGUCUAUUACAUGCAGUUAUAUUAAAAUUGGUGUAUACUGUCCCUUUAAGCUAAUGCAGCAAUGUUUUAACGUUUGUUGAUUUGAGAAGAUGAGGUGAAAGACAGAGGGAAAUUCAGAGUCCUGUAGUGUGAGCUGUAUCCUUAUUCUCUUUUAUUAUUUGUUCAGCAAUUAAUUACUGGACCCCUAAAUUAUAUAAGCUUAAAAACUGUAACCUCUUGUGUAUUCUGAUGACUGAACAACAGUUAGCUAUGUAGCAGAUUAUUGGCUUGAUUUGUUUUCUGUACAAAAUAGUGAAUUUGUAAGGCAGUUGUUUUUUUUUUUUAGUAAAAGAAUCAUUGCGGGCAUAAGUAGAAAAAGUAGAUUUAUUCAGCAUGUGAAUAUUAAUUUAAAAAAGUAAAGUUUUGACAAUGCCCUCUCUUAGCCUGAGUGUAUAAAUAAUUCAACAAACUUUUAUGGAGCCCAGUAUUGCAGGUCAAAGGUUUUGCACCACCCAAGGCAUGAACUCUACACUUUGCCAUAAAUUAUUCCCAACUCCAUCAUGCUUCAACACAAAUAAAACCCACAAUCCCACUGUUUUGCAAACCUUUACUCACCAACACACUCUGCAUUCUAUACAAGAUGAGCGAACUCCAGAGAUAUUUUGAUUACCAAUGUAUAUUUAUGUGCAAAUUAUUUAUACUUUUUUAUGAAUAUUUAGUUCAGAAAAAGGUUACUGUUUGUCUUAUUUAUUGUAACAUAAUAAAUACUUAUUUGAUAUAUUACAA